GUGCGGGGCGAGGGGAAGUGCUGGUGGGGGUGGGGAGAAGAAAGCUUUACCUCAGAAGACAAAUUUCCCGCCGCACCCACUAGACCGUUCUUUAGCUUUCCUCCUCCCAGCUCCAACAUUCUGUAAGCUCAGGAGAGGCCCUCAGGAUGUCGACAGUCAAGGAGCAACUUAUCGAGAAUCUGAUCGCAGAAGACAAGGCCUCCCAGUGCAAGAUCACCAUCGUUGGAACUGGUUCUGUGGGCAUGGCUUGUGCCAUUUGUAUCUUGCUGAAGGAUUUGGCUGAUGAACUUGCCCUUGUUGAUGUUGCAGAGGACAAACUGAAGGGAGAGACGAUGGAUCUUCAACAUGGCAGUCUUUUCUUUAGUACUUCAAAGAUUACAUCUGGAAAAGAUUACACCGUGUCUGCAAAUUCCAAGUUAGUUAUUGUCACAGCAGGUGCAAGGCAGCAGGAGGGAGAAGGUCGCCUUGCUCUGGUCCAACGUAAUGUGACUAUCAUGAAAUCCAUCAUUCCUACGAUUGUCCGUCAUAGCCCUGACUGUAAAAUGCUUAUUGUUUCAAAUCCAGUGGAUAUUCUGACAUAUGUGGUCUGGAAGAUAAGUGGCUUACCUGCCUCUCGUGUCAUUGGAAGUGGCUGUAAUCUUGACUCUGCUCGUUUUCGUUAUCUAAUUGGGGAGAAGUUGGGUGUCCAUCCCACAAGUUGCCAUGGCUGGAUUAUUGGGGAACAUGGUGAUUCUAGUGUGCCCUUAUGGAGUGGGGUGAAUGUGGCCGGUGUUGCUCUGAAGUCCCUGCACCCUAAAUUAGGAACCGACUCAGACAAAGAACAGUGGAAAGUUAUUCAUAAACAAGUUGUUGAAAGUGCCUAUGAGAUUAUCAAACUGAAGGGGUACACCUCCUGGGCUAUUGGACUGUCUGUGACAGAUCUGGCAGGAUCAAUUUUGAAAAACCUUAGGAGAGUGCAUCCAGUUUCCACUAUGGUUAAGGGCUUAUAUGGGAUCAAGGAGGAAAUCUUUCUGAGCAUCCCUUGCAUCCUGGGGCGGAAUGGUGUCUCGGACAUCGUGAAGGUUGCCUUGAGUCCCGAGGAGGAGGAACUCUUUAAGAAGAGUGCCAGCACGCUCUGGAACGUCCAGAAGGACCUGGUGUUUUAAAGACCCUCACCGUCUGCCGCACAUCAGCCAGGAACACAGCACACUAUGUAUCUUACCUUUGGCAAACAUUUUUAUCCGACCUGUAGAACAUAAAACAUUGUAGACUUAGGACAUAACUUGUCCCUCAAAAUGAGAAAGAGGGCCUCUCCUCCUGAGUCCCUGUCGCUCUGUUCUGAUGAUAGCAGUCUGUCAUCUGUGUAGUAGCGGCCACCAGGGCUAGCACAAUAGGCAUAACGACUACUGUAACAUAGAACUGACAACUCCUCUCACGGAACAGUGCUCUCACACUGAAAUGUCCUAUUAGAAAAGCAGCAUGUUCACUUUUUAUUGCUUCAAUGACUUCCUGUGUCUGUCUGUAUACACUUUUACUAAAUGCCUAUUAUUAACACCAUAUGUAUUAGAAGUAAAAACAGAGGUGUAACUUUAUGAUGUAAAAAUGUUGAAGUGAGAUGAUAUAUUAAACGCUGCAAGUAUAUGCAAUUCAAAUACGUGCCAGUAGUUGAUCUGGUGCCUUUCUGGACCUCUCACACAGGAAAUAUAGACCCUCUUGUAGCUUGUUUAAACAUUCAGCGACCCACUGCUGUCACGCCUACUAUUAUGCUUGAUGAGUAUGAUCUUUGUUCUCAGGUAUAUACAGUAGCUAGGGUGCCUCAGUUGAUUGAUUUAUCAACUUCUGCUUGGUAAGUCAGUUCCUUAUUGUCUCAGGGAGACUGCAUAUGGACAGACACACAUGGAAAUGAAACAAUUCCUUAAUCACACAGAGAAUGUAAGGUAACUAUAAGAAAUAUAGUGAAAUAAAAAAUUCAACAAGGUAA
This is a messenger RNA of Ochotona curzoniae (black-lipped pika), 1960 nucleotides long. RefSeq names its product L-lactate dehydrogenase C chain. Gene Ontology annotation, biological process: carboxylic acid metabolic process. Bases 147 to 1145 code for a protein of 332 amino acids. Gene Ontology annotation, cellular component: cytoplasm. The transcript has 8 exons. The record is from RefSeq and is a predicted model, not a curated record. Lineage: Eukaryota; Metazoa; Chordata; Mammalia; Lagomorpha; Ochotonidae. Gene Ontology annotation, molecular function: L-lactate dehydrogenase (NAD+) activity.